Terrapene triunguis (Three-toed box turtle) is the source of this 3314-nucleotide messenger RNA. RefSeq names its product purinergic receptor P2X 7 (gene P2RX7). NCBI's taxonomy places the organism in Eukaryota, Metazoa, Chordata, Testudines, Emydidae. The coding region runs from base 7 to 1713 and encodes 568 amino acids. Gene Ontology annotation, biological process: monoatomic cation transmembrane transport; response to ATP. Gene Ontology annotation, molecular function: purinergic nucleotide receptor activity; extracellularly ATP-gated monoatomic cation channel activity; ATP binding. Gene Ontology annotation, cellular component: nuclear inner membrane; plasma membrane. The record is from RefSeq and is a predicted model, not a curated record. The transcript is spliced from 13 exons.
AUAACAAUGGGUGCAUUUUGCAGUUUGAAGAAUUUGUGUGAAUAUGAAACUUCUAAAGUUGUCCGUUUUCAGAGCGUUUCCUAUGGGAGUUUGAAAUGGACCUUCCAUAUGGUUGUCUUCCUGUAUGUUUGUUAUGUGCUUGUCACUGACAAACGGUAUCAGAAAAAGGACUCUGUGAUCAGCUCAAUUCAUACUAAAGUGAAAGGAGUAGUUCAGACUGACUCAAGAAUCUGGGACACAGCCGAAUACACUAUUCCCAUGCAGGGAAUAGACUCUUUUUUCGUGAUAACCAACAUAAUUAUGACGGAAAACCAGUUUCAAAAUGUUUGCCCUGAGUACCCCAUUGCCAAAGCUGUCUGCUCUUCAGAUGUGAGCUGUGAAAAAGGACACAUGAACCCCCAGAGUAAUGGAAUUCAGACAGGAAGAUGUGUGAAGUAUAAUGCAACCAUUAAAACCUGUGAAGUCUCUGCCUGGUGCCCUGUGGAAUCAAUGAAAGGUGCCCCAGUGCCUGCCGUUCUGAAGAGCGCUGAAAACUUCACAGUGUUAAUAAAGAACAAUAUCCACUUCCCAAAAUUUAAUCACACUGCAAGAAACUUUUCACCAAAAUUGAAUAUUUCGUGCACAUUCAACAAGAUAACUGCACCAGCCUGCCCAAUUUUCCAGCUGGGAGAUAUUCUCCGAACAACAGGAGAAAAUUUUUCAGAGAUGGCAAUUCAGGGCGGAAUCAUGGGCAUUGAGAUUAACUGGGAUUGUAACCUGGACAAAUGGUUCCACCGCUGCAGUCCAAAGUACAGUUUUCGUCGCCUUGAUGACAAAACGACGACUGAAUACCCUGGUUACAACUUCAGAUUCGCGAAGUACUACAAACGGCCCAAUGGGCAGGAGGAGCGGACGCUGAUCAAAGCCUAUGGGAUACGAUUCGAUAUCCUCGUCUUCGGCACAGCUGGACGGUUUAACAUCUUUGAGCUGCUGGUGUACAUCGGGUCUGUGCUGUCCUACUUUGGCUUGGCUCAGUUCGUUAUUGAUUUUCUUAUUACUUCAUACACUUAUCCCUGCUGCAAAGAUUCCAUCAAGGAAUAUUACUUCAGGAAGAAGUGCGAGUCUGCUCUGGGGCCAAAAUGGACCCUGAUGUACGUGUCAUAUGUUGAUGACCCGCACAUUAUUCUGGUAGACAAACAGUUGAGCACAAGUCUGCAGAACGUUAAAGGCGAGAUUGUUCAGUUGCCGAGAGACAAUGGGGCUUUUACUGACACGACCAAGCUCGCAGCACAAUGUUCCAACCGGGUCCCUGUCUUAGCAAAAGCCCAUGAGAUGCAACCCCUUAAAAGCGAAGGGCAAACUUCUCCAUCCCACGACCGCCCUUCUUGGUGCUGCUGUGGGAAAUGCCACCAAACACAGGCUUUCCGGGAGCAGCUCUGCUGCCGAAGAAAAGAAGGGUCAUGCAUUACAACCUCGGCUUUGUUCGAGCAGCUCGUUCUUUCCAGAUCAGCACUGGAGUUUAUCCUGCUUUACAAAGAGCCCUUGUUGGACUUGAAUUCUGAGACCCUCAAUAACCAGCUUCGUCACUGUGCUUACAGACAGUAUAUUCACUGGCGUUUUGGCUCUGCUGAGGUGGAGAGCAGUGCCCUGAUACCAAGUUGCUGCAGGUGGAAGAUCAGAGAAACGUAUCCCAGUGAGGACGGCAAGUAUACUGGUUUAGAGAGGAAGAAUUAACCUUUAUUAAGCCUCUAUUAUAUAGCUCCAGAACCACAAUGCAGCUUAUUUCUCACAGUUUAAACCCCUUCAUUUAUCUCCGGAGACAUUUUUAAAAGAAAAGCUUGUGAUUUCUCAGAAUCCACUGCCGUAUGACUGAAUUCCGUAUUCUGUGUUGUUAAUGAGGCAGUAUUAGCUAAUGAUUAGUGCAGGAGGCUGGGAGUCAGGAGUCUUGGGUUCUGUUCCUCACUCCACCGCUGACUCUCUCUGUGACCUCGAACAGGGCAAUAGCCCGUAGCUUUCAAAUCUUGCCCCAAUUUUUGCAUGCCCAGUAUUGGACACCUUGUCCCUGAUGUUCAGAGGUGCUGAGUACUCAACAUUCCAGCUGAAAACUAGACUGCACCAACAGCUACCUCAAGGUGAGAACCCAAACAUUCAGGGAACCAAAAGUAGAGGACAUUUGAAAAUUUGACCCUUAACUUCUUGGUGUCUCAGUUUCUCCAUCUGUCAAAUGGGGAUAAUACCUACCUACCUUAGUAAAAGGCUUUUGAGCCUUGGAUGAAAGAUGCUUUAGAACUGCAGAGUAUUCUUGUUUGCUCAGGCUCGGUCCUGCAAAUCGUUAUUCAUGUCAGUUGUCUGUAGUCACACAAGCAGUCCUAAGGUCCGGAGAACGGUCUUGCAGGAUUGAGCCCCUUGAGGGUGUAUUUCAUGGACAAAGUCGUGCACAAACGGUGUGGCAUUUCAGAUUCUUUCAGCUUUGUGGUUGAUCAAAUCUGUUACCAGCGGAAACCAGCUCACUUUGGUAACACAGGAAAAGCAUUUGUAACCAUACAGUUAUUAUGUAGAUAGUGCCCCUUUAAGCAUAAACUCAGGAAUUGAAAUGGACAACUUUUUUACUGACUUUCUACCUUCUUUUCAGAAGCCUUGGAUCAAAUUCUGCUGUCAUUUACUCUGGUGCUAAUUCAUGAUGUCAUCGGGAUGGUAUCUGUGUAACUAAGAGCAGACUUUAGCCUCAUGUUUGCUCUAAGUUCAUGUAGGGCUACAUACCGUCCAAGAUGCUCAGUUAGCUUCCCAGUGAGUUGCAUAGCAGUAUGCAGUCUCAGGGCAGUAUAUACGGCCCCGAGACUGCAAAUAAAUGAUGGAUUAACUUGUGCAUUGAUUCCUAUUUUUUUCUUGUGCUUUGACUCAAACUCACUAGCUGUUUUUGUAGCAAUGCGGCAAGAAGGAUAUUAAUUAGUAUAUACUGGGCCAAUUUCAGCUCUGCAUUAUUGUAAAUCUGCGCAACUCCGUAGUUUGUGGUUUUAAUUUUGUACAUAUUUUUAAAACCAGUGUCUGGAAAAAUAUUCCAGCUCUAGUUGCAUUUCCAAUGGCAGUAUGUAUUAAUUGCACUGACAUUCAUGUGGCAGCAUCUCAUUGCAGCGAUGGCUUGGGAUUGUGUUAUUUUUGUAAUGUUGGCACUGAUACAUUUCUGCACUAAUAUAUAUUGGUUAGCACUCUUUCUUUGCUUUUGGAAAUACUGAUGUCAGAACAUGGAGUGUUUGUUUAGGACUGUCUUUUUAAGGACCUGUUAAAUACAUUCUUAUGCUCAUUCUGCAACCCUUUUUAUCUUGCGGUCAGUUUUG